Oncorhynchus mykiss (rainbow trout) is the source of this 7147-nucleotide messenger RNA. RefSeq lists its product as uncharacterized. NCBI's taxonomy places the organism in Eukaryota, Metazoa, Chordata, Actinopteri, Salmoniformes, Salmonidae. The record is from RefSeq and is a predicted model, not a curated record.
AUCUACAUCGGAUAUACGUCAUGUCUCCACAGCCACAAUAUCCGCAACAAGUUCGCUCGGAUCUGGUGGUGUGAGGUUAUAUAGCUAGCUAUAUAGCUAUCCCGCUAACGUGAGUUGUUUGAGUUUCCAUAUAACGUUAACCUAACAUUUACCAAUUAAACCACAAACUUGCAAUAGUGAAUACGUGCACCUUCAUAUAUAGCAAUAUCAGAGAUAUGUACCCAGCUAGGAUGGUAAUCUAGCCAGCAUUUCAACGUUCGCGUCCCCUUUGAAGAGUUCUUUCUGCUUACGUUAGCUUGCGAGCUAGCUAGCUUUCAUAAAACAUUUCGAAAUGGGACGAGGAGGUGGUCGGAAGCGUGGAAAAGGCAAUGGACCUCCUCCAUUUGACAUGGGACCAAGGCGGCCCCAUCCAUUUGACAUGGGCCCAGGACCAGGUUGGUGUGGGCCGCCUGGACCUUUUGGUCCUUUUCACGGUGGCCCCGGUCCACAUCCUAACUUUAUGGGAGAUCCAAUGAUGCAAGGCCCCAUGCCCCCAGAUUAUCACAGAUAUGGGCCAGGCUAUGGGCCAAUGGGUCCAGGUGGCCCCAUGGAUGGAUACGGGCCAAGAGGCCCCAUGGAUGGGUAUGGGCCAAUGGGUCCAGGUGGACCUAUGGAUGGAUGUUUUGAUGGGCCACCGAUGGAUGGGCCAGGAUUCGGGUAUGGUCCAGGUAUGCCCGGACCAUAUGAUCCAAUGAUGGGCAAUGUACCAGGACCAAUGCCCCCCCCAGUCAUGGCCCCGCCAGUUAUGCCCCCCCCAGGUAUUCCACCCCCUGGUAUUCCUCCCCCAGGUAUGCCGCCCAUGGUCCCACCUCUGGUGGACAACUCUGGCUUUCCUCCACCCUGGCAAAGCGAGGUAAACCCUUAUGCUGUUCCUCCGCCGUCGUGGCCCGUUCCGACAACAGCCCUCCUUCCGACUGAGACAACUGUAGUGCCUGAUGUGUGGGGACUCUGCCGGGGCUCCGAGGUCCCUCAGCCUGAUCCACCCCAGCCUGAUGAACAGAAGACCAAAGUGUCCAAGAAGGACAAAAAAUCAUCAGGGAAGAAGAGCUACAAUGACAAGCCUCCUCCACCUGGAAGAUCCAAGGGGGUCAUCUCGUUUAUUGGGCCAACUUAUGGCUACAUCGAAAGAGACGAUCUCAAAAAAUAUUCCUUCACUUUUGAUGCUUUUCUGGGAGUGCCCAAGAACAUGAUACCUGGAGUCAGGGUGCAUUUUACAGCCUAUAAGGAGAAGGCAGGGGAGUGUGCCACCGAUGUAUCUGUACCUCCUGGGGGGACUGAGGAGAUUGACUCCACCAUUAUUGAAGGUUUUGUCUGCAAUGCUAUCCCGGAGCAGCAGCCUGGUGCAAAGCAGAAACCUGGCCAAAUUGAGGCCAACAUCGAUGGCAAGACAAGAGCGCUGCUUUACUCAGAGAAGGACAGCACCAUCACCCUGUUGCAAGGGGACCAUGUGACGUUCAAUUUGUUAACCGACAUAGUUUCCCAAAACGUUAGAGCCACUAGUAUUCGGCCAAAGACACCACAGACUUUUAAGAUCACUGGAGAGAAGAGGGAGGUGGGUGUGAUAAUGAGCGUAAAGGGUGGCUCUGGCACCAUAAUGGCAGCGAACCAGAACAACCUGCCCUUUGAGACCACAGAGAACAUGAGUCUAACUGAGUUCGCUGUUAUGGAUGAGGUGGACUUCACAGUCGUCACAAUCAAAGGGAAGGAGAAGGCCAUCAGAGUAAGGAAGCUGAAGUGCUUGGUGACACUGGAAGAUACCAUGGAGAAGAAGGUUGAAGACACUGCAGGAAAAGACAAGUGGAAGCCAGUGGCCCCAGUGGAGAUGGUGUUGCCCCAGAGGACUGUGGUGUUUGAGGACGUUAGCACUGUGCAGCAUGCAGGAACGGUCAUUAAGGCUGUCCCCAAGGUGUCCGACAAGAAGCAGGAGCAGGGCCUUUUGGAGGUGUGGGUGGGUGGCACACAGAAACCGUUAUCGUUUGAAGCCGCUGACGUUCUGACUGACGCCACCAUGUUCGACGGAGACAAGGUUCACUUUAACAUCUCCACCAACCGUGAGACCAAGGAGGAGCGUGCCGUCAACGUGGAGAUUCUCUCCGAGACGUUUGAGGAGUCAACAGAGCAACGCAGAACUGGUGUGGUGGUGCAAGCUGGGGAGCUUUCUGGGACCAUUAAGUGCCAUCAGAGCCCCCAGCUGCUCUUCUUCCAUCUGACUGAGGUCAUGGAGGAGACGAAACUGGACAUCUCAGAGAAGGUGGAGUUUAGUGUCAUUCCGCUUGAAACAGCUGAAGGAGGUAACCAAGCGAUCAGGAUCAAACGCUUUAUCGACAGUGUCUUCACCCGUGUGCCCAAGCUUGUGGGCGUGGCAACAAAAGAAAAGAAGAAGAUGACCAUCAAACUGAUGAGAGACUCAAAACUGCUCAUCAAGGGCGCAGGUGUCAAAGUAGAGCACAAAGAUGAUGAUCUUACCAACGACAAACCUGCCUUGGAGUCGGACAAGAUGAAAGCUGUCGUAAAAACUCUGCGGUCAAAAACUGCUGGCUCUGGAUCUGGUGGCAAGGACUCGGACAGCAGCCGGCGGCGAUACGGGCGCAGAAGCCGAAGCCGGAGCCCCAGCCUAGACCAGUUUGGCCGGGUGAAGAAAAGGCGGAGCACCAGCAGGGAGCGCAAAGAGCAGGAUGGUAGCAACAGGUACAGGAGCAGUCGCAGCAGGAGUCGGAGCAGGGAGAGGAGCAGCCGUGGGAGCAGGAGGCGAAGCCACAGUCUGGAGAGAAAAGAUUCCAAGCACAGAAGCAGCAGCAAGGAGAGGACAUCCUCGAAAAGGAGCCACAGCAAGGAGCGAGAUGGAAGCAGUCAGAGGAGCUCCAAGAACGGUUCAAGCUCGGGAAGUAAACCUCCAGAUAGAAUGAACGAUGAGCUAGAAAGAAAGAAGAGGGAACUAGAUGAGCUCAAUGAGUUGAUAUACCGCAAGAGAGCCAUGGUCGCCAUGGAGCAACAUGGUGGAGUUCCCAAUUUCCUGCCAGAAGGGAAGCCUAUGGAGAAGACCUGCUUUGACUACAAUCAUGGAAUGCCAGAGCUUCCUCCACAACCUAAACCACCCACUGACAUCAAACCCAAGUCCAUUCUGAAGAAGCGCCCAGACCAUGUCACAGGGCCACUUUUCCCAAUUCAGACUGAACCCCCUAAAGCUCAACCUCUUGAUCAAAGGCUUGUGGAACAGUACGGUUAUGACGUUGAGACGCCCUAUAAACCACACUCUGCCCAACCACCCUUCACCCAAACAUCCAGUCAGAAGUCCUAUUAUGAAGGUUCACCUGCUGGACAUCCUGCUCCUGACCUAUCUGCAAAGUAUGAUCCAUAUGAGCAGACUUCUAGAGAGCACCCAUCACAACCUUCUCCAGUUCGCCAAACACCUCUUGACCCUCAUUCUUCAAAACGACCUCUUCCCAGCCGAGAGUCUCAGGAAAAGAACCCUAACUUGAACACCCAGCUCGCCCGUUUCCUCAACAUCCUCAACAAAGGUGUGGAUGCCGGUCUGCUGUCCACUGUGGUCAAGGAGUCUCGAGAGGAGAUUGCUGGUAUUCAGGAGGAUAGUUCCCUCCCUCAAAAGUGUUAUCGUGGGUCGCGUGAACGUGGGGAUGAAGAUCAGUACAAGGAUGCCUACAGGGGAAGAGAGGAGGAGCCAGAGCGGCCGCACAGGGCCUUCGACAUGGAGCGAGUGAAGACCUCUGAGGCUAAAGAUGACCCCAGAGACGAAGACCGGCUGCUGCCUCACGAGAGAGCAAUCCAGGACAGUGGUGGCUUUUCCGGGAUUCUAGGAAUGACAUCCCACACCCAGUUCCUGAGAGAACCUGAACGUGUGGAAGAAGAGGAUGACUUCCUCUAUGGGGGUAAAGCCCCAGCAGCAGCGGCUGAGGAGGAGCGCUAUGAGAAACCUGGGCGCACAGACAGAUCCAGGGAUGACGGGAGGUCCAGCCCAGCCAGAGCCCCGGUGGAGGAGACCAAGAAGCAGGAGAGUCAGGACAAGACACAGCACUUUGACAAGAUCAAGAGCCUGCUCCAGGCCAUCGGCCUGAACCUAAACACCUCCGAGGUCACCAAGCUGGCAGACAGGACCCAGGAGCGCCUCUACGGGACAAAGUCAUCCAAACACUCAUCAGAUUCCUCUGAGAGAGAGACAAAGCACUCAUCUAGGCGGGGAGAUCGGCAUCGGCGACGCAACACCGACUCAUCUGAUUCCGAACGCCUCCGAUCGGCCUCGCCCUCCAGGUCUUCCCAGCAGGAGGUGUACCUCAGCCCCCAAGACACCCCGGAAUAUGGAGGGUUCCUUGACCCGGAAGAGGAGGCUGCCUUGGAGAAGGCAAGGCAGAUGCAGAGCCUCACCAAGAAAGUGAGCGUCUCGCCCCCCACCACCUCACCCACCUCCUCCUCACAUCCUGGCACAUCCUAUUCCACCACAAAGUGGAACUUCCCUGACAAGAGACAGCCCAUUGCUCCUAAGGGUUGGCCUAGCAAGGGGUGUAGUACCAACUAUCUCUCAUCACUGCUGCCCGGUCCGUUAAGCCCCCCCCAAAAUAUUUCCCCUGUCCCAUCCUUGACAAACACACCUUAUGUUCCUGCUGGUCAACAAACAGCUGGGGUGUAUACUUAUGCUUCGCCUGUGGGACAAUCCCCUGGCCUACCCACGGCCUUGCCCACCGCUUAUUAUGGGCAUCCUGGUGCCCCCAUGAUACCGUUUGCAAAGACUCAGCUCACACAACAAGUGAAUAUAUUGAAUCAGGUGACUGUAUCGAAUCCCACAAUGGAUGUCUUAAGUCAAAUCCUCCAAGUCAACAGCCAGUCUAGAUGCCUCAAGGUGAUUGAAACAGUCAAAAGUGGGUCCGGUGCACAGCAGGAUUCGCCAAGACAUAAUAUCACCAUACCUCUCCAGAUCAACACACAAAGCCCCGAUGCUGCAGCUGGUCAGCCCUCGCCUCCCCCUCUAUCACCAGAGACUCCGGGUCCACCAGUGACGGAAGACGAUAUCAAGGCCAAACAGAAGAAAAGGCUGGAGCAGUUUAACCUGCGGAUGAGACAGAAGAAUCAGCAAAGAAUGAACGAUACUCGUGACAGUAGGAAGAAGAACGCAACAGGGAAAGUUCCCAAAGUUACCUUUGCAAACACAGAGCCUAGGAACGUGUGGAUCUGUGGCCACUCCCUUAUAUAUUGGGCAGAGAUGAGGGCCAAGUCGCCCGAGAUUGGCAUGCAACUGGGCAUGGACCCCAGCAGUGUGCGGGUGUGGUGGAAGGGCACACAGGGCAUGACGUGGGCCCAGCUGCUGCCCCAGCUUGACCAGCUGAAGAUCAAGUGGCCCAGCCCAGACGUGGUCAUCCUGCACCUGGGUGGGAAUGACCUGGGCACCCACAACCCUGAGGCCCUUCUGGCAUCUGUGAAGAAGGACCUGACCUCCAUGAGGAGCAUUUUCCCACAAUGCCUGUUGGUCUGGUCUGACAUAUUGCCCCGGAUUUCCUGGAGGCACACAGAGGACAGCGACGCAGUGGACAAUGUUAGGGCUGCCAUCAACAGAAGAGUUCACACCAUCAUCGCUGAGCUAGGUGGCACUGCUCUGACCCAUGACAACAUCAUGUGUGGCUCAGACGCAGGCCUGUACAGGCCAGAUGGUGUUCAUCUGUCCGGUAAAGGUAUUGAUACUUUCAACUUGAACUUGCAGGACUUUUUGGAGAAGUGGGAGACCGAGGCAAGCAAUGGUCCUGAGAUGAGUUAAGAAAUGCCCAAUGAAUUUGUUUUUUUAUUGAGGGUGGUUUUAUUUUCAUUUCUCUGUUGUCAUAGUUACCUUACUGUGCUGGAGCGCUGGAUACCAACCUACGGGUUGAUUUUAGAUGUAAUGUUACUUCAUUGCAAAUAAUACAUUCUGUUAUGGUAGUAUCCACUUUGAUUAAAUUCUGUAUGUAAUCUUUUCUUUUUUUAAGUUUUAGCAUACUGAUGAUUAGCAUGUUGUUUAUCCAUAAAAUGCUAGACUUUUACUUAUUGUAUGAAUUUUGUUGGACAGAAACAAAUAAACUAGAUAAUUGGAAAAUAUCAUGUGCUUGGCAUUUCAUUCAGCUCUGAAGCCUCUGAGAUAUAAAACUUGUGAUAGAAGAGGCAUUCAAACUAGGUUGUCUGUAAAUUAUGGCGGUAAAAGUGAAGGUCUGUUAAGUGGAAAUUCUAACAUUGUCUCUUUCUUGUCAAAACAUAUACUCACUCAAUUUUUAAGUUAACUGCAGAAGAAGAAGAAGGAAGAUGACUUUAUUGUCCAAAGUACACAAAUAUCCAACGGAAAUUCUACAGGUAUACAAGAGGUAACUUUUGUUUGUACACUGUUGCUAGAGCUUUUCUAGUGUAGUAGUUAGCUAGCAGAUUGGCCACUCCAGGGUUCUCUUAUGUAUUACUUUACCUUUUAUUUCUGUAACUUAAUGUUCUCUUUUUUUUGUUCACUAUCCAAGCUGUAAGGUUGCUUGUUGCUGACCAGCGUCAAGUUUUCUUUCCCUCCUACCUACCUAGGAGUCUCUUUACCUUUAUCCAUUUUCUAGGAUGGUCUCAGGACUAGGUUUUGAACAUCCAACAUAGCAAAGGUAACACAAGUUCAGCUGAAUUAUAUUUUAAAAAGAGAACAUUUUUAAUUUUUUGUCACUUUUUGGAAAUGAUACAGCAUUCAAUAACAAAGAUCUGUGCAAUCCAGUGUUGAUGUACAGUGUAGUAAUUUUGGAAGUUCUGUCACCAUACUUUUCUGUGAUGUUUCUGUAUUAUUUCGAUCGAAAUAUAAAAUGACGUACAUAGGUGACUGUGAGGUGUGCAUGUUGUGACAUCUGACGUUGUUGAGAUAAACAUGUAGUGCACAGAGCGUCAAGAUCGAUGAAAAUGCACCCUAAAGAUUAUUUUCAGAACUAAAAAAAAAAAAAUGCAUCUGGGUAAGUUUUUCGUUGUUGUGUGUUUAGUCGCUGAAAGAAUGUUUCUUAAAAAUAAAUGUACACCUGUCAUAAGGCUUGUUACUAAACGUACUGCUAUUUUCAUCGUUUCAAUCCUGAAAGAUCAUCUUUCUAUGGUGUGACAAUAAACACCAGACUAUUAUGAA